Messenger RNA from Hipposideros armiger (great roundleaf bat), 438 nucleotides. Its product is annotated as dnaJ homolog subfamily B member 3. Gene Ontology annotation, molecular function: Hsp70 protein binding. The record is from RefSeq and is a predicted model, not a curated record. Lineage: Eukaryota; Metazoa; Chordata; Mammalia; Chiroptera; Hipposideridae.
AUGGUGGACUACUAUGAGGUGCUGGGCGUGCCCCGCCAGGCCUCGUCUGAGGCCAUUAAGAAGGCAUACCGCAAGCUGGCGCUCAAGUGGCACCCCGACAAAAACCCGGGGAACAAGGAGGAGGCGGAGAGGAGGUUCAAACAAGUGGCCCAGGCGUACGAGGUGUUGUCAGACACCAAGACAAGGGACAUUUAUGACCGAUACGGCGAGGCGGGAGUGAAGGACAACGGCGGAGGCGGUGGAGGGCCUUUCGAAGACCCCUUCGAAUAUGUCUUCAACUUCCGCGACCCAGCCGAGGUCUUCAGGGAGUUUUUUGGUAGCCAGGACCCAUUUUCUUUUGACUUCUUCAGAGGCCCGCUUGAGAACAUUUUCGGGGCGGAGGAUCUCCUGGGGAAGCAGAAGCAGAGGGUCUGCACCCCUUUUCUCCACCUUCCAUGA